Messenger RNA from Caenorhabditis sp. 36 PRJEB53466, 2982 nucleotides. NCBI's taxonomy places the organism in Eukaryota, Metazoa, Nematoda, Chromadorea, Rhabditida, Rhabditidae. The record is from the annotation of a GenBank genome assembly.
AUGAGCGAUUAUGAGAAUGUAUUGCUGGUCAAACCGAAAGUGUUCGUCUAUCGGAUCCCGCCAAUUGGGACCGGCGGUCACAAGUGAGUUUUCCGGGUUUUGCAACGAAAAACGUGGAUUCUUCGAGUUUUUCUAGAAACAACUAAAAAUUUAUCGAUUUUUUCAGAGCCGCCGAUUGGAAUUUGGACAGUCCGGCGUGGACGGGCCGAAUGCGGCUCGUCGCCAUCGGAAAACGAUUGGAAAUGCGGCUAGAGGACGGAGAGACUUGUACGCACCUUUUUUAGGGUUAAAGUUUUUGAAAACCUUCAGAAAAUUGAAGCAAUUUCAAUUAAUAGAGGCAUCCGGGAAGAAAUCUGAAAAGCAUGCGCUUUUGGGGUUACAUUUCUUCUGUCUCAGAUUACUUUUCAAUUUUCUCUCCGGAUGCCUCCCUUAAAAAUGACCGGAAUUAUUCUAAUUUUUCAGGUGACCUCUACGCGAAAUGUCCAAUUGAAGCGCAUCCGGGAAACGCCGUGGAGGCCGUCUCCGACAGUUCCCGCUAUUUUGUGAUCCGAUUGAUGGUGUGUAAAGCCGCAAGUGCGCUCUAUUGAUACUGAGCCAGCCAACGCGAACGAGCGAUUUUUUCCCAAAAAUUAAAAUGUUCUUUUCCAGAACGACAACGGUCAACAGGCGUUCGUCGGAUGCGGAUUUCAGGAGCGUGGUGACGCAUUCGAUUUCCAAGUCACUCUCCAGGUAAUUCGCACCGAAAACACUGGAAAAAUUGGAUUUUUAUACAAUUUCACUCGAAACAACGAUGAAGGUCACAGUUCUUACCCAUUUUUUCCAAUUUUUGCAGGACCACUUCCGGUACAUUGAAAAAAGUGCAGAACUGGAGAAGCAGGAUCUUUCGGCCGGUCCGAGCCUCGAUUUGGCCUUCAAGGAGGGCCAGACCAUCUCGAUCAGCAUUGGCGUACGCUGAAAGUAUCGGAAUACCCUGAAACUUUAUAAAAUUUUGCAGAAGAAAGACAAAAAUGCAGUGUCUCGACCGCGGGCGGCCCCGUCGGCCACCGGAGGGCUCGUUCCGCUGCUCCCGCCGCCGCCAGGAGCCGGAAGUGUGGUAAGAUGAUCCAGAAGGCCUGCCUGCACCUUCGGAUCAAUAAAAUCCAAGUUUCAGGCCGAACGAACCAUCUGGUCCCGAGAUAUACGUGUUUUUGCAAUAAGUGCGGCCUUUCCGGCCUCCGAUCCACAUAUCUCGGGACCAGAUGAUCCGAUCGGUCUGAAACUACGACCCAAUAUACUUCAAUUCAAGUCCAAGAAGUCUGCAAAGUUUGGUGCCAGUCGGAUUAUUGCAAGUGGGCCAAAAGUUCAAGCCAAUAGCCCAGCUCUAAUUUUUCGCAGUUUUCCAGCUUGGACUCCAAAAUUCGCCACCAAAUCGUAGACACUCUUUACCGCCUAAUGUUCCAAUCAUUACUGUCCAUUUUCUGCGUCUUGUCAACAUUUUUAUCGUCUAAUUCACCCAUUCCUCACGUCUUUUUGAUCGAAUGCCGCCGUCCGACGCUUAUCAGCAUUUUUCCAUGUUUUUGACGGAAUUUUAGCGCCUUUUCAGCAAGAAAAUCGAUCUUUUUCGAUUAUUUCCUCAUCUUCACUGAUUUCGCAUUGUUGACCGCUUUGCCGUAUUCGCACGUACCUACACCGUGAGAAUGCGCUCGUUAGGCCGUGUGAACCACAAAAUUGUCGGAAAAGUCGAAUUUCGCACAGAAAUCAGCCAUUUUUGUGGAAAAUCAGAAAAUCUCCAAUUUUAUCACGUUUUCCGAGCAAUUUGAGUAGAAGUGAGAUUGGGCGCCUCAUUUCCUGGCGAAACGGGUCAUAAAGUGGGUGAGCGACUGGGACCACGCCCACGGUCCCAUUAGUCGCGACUAGACGGGCGGCCUCGUCAAUUCAUAUUCACUUUUUCUUGCACCGCCCGGUUUAACUGAUAUUUUCUGGGGUUUCCGGCCUAAAAUGCGGAAUUUCGAGGUUUACUCGUUUUUCUACGGAAAUUGACGGAUUCUCCGUUAAAACCCAAUUUCCCUCGAAGUUUAUCGAUUUCCGGCUCGUUCAAUUUUCCAAGUUAAAUGGAGUUUUGAAUUUUUCGACAAGAAAGACCGAAUCCACUUAAAAAUUGGCCGUUUACGCACUUUUCCGCUAACAACGUCGAGCGCCCGGAGGAUUUCAACAUAAAUUGACUCAUUCCGGCCGAUUUUUUUUUGUAGUUUUCAUAGCGCACGCACGCACACCACAUGACGGACGCACCGACAAUUUCCGAAAGAAAAAUUUAUAUUCGCCGGCCGUCUGCGUCUCUUUUCCCACGUUUCGCAAUGUUCUGACUGCCAAUCGACACAGGCUCCGUUUUCUAUGGAUUAACACACUUUUGGGCGGCUUUUCGGGCUAUUUUCUAGUGAAUAUUUGAUUUUUUUAUUAGGGAUGGACAAAUUUUGACGCAGGCUUUUGAAGGCCUGGACUUUCGGACCACUUGCAAUGAUCCGCUCGGACCCAAGCUUUGCAGGCUUCUUGGACUUGAAUGGAAGUAUGUUGGGUCCAAGUUUCAGAGCGAUCGGAUUAUCUGGUCCCGAGAUAUACGUGUUUUUGCGAGAAUUGUGGUCUUUUCAGUCUCUGUUCACAUAACUCGGGACCAGAUAAUCCGAUCGGUCUGAAACUUGGACCCAACAUACUUCAAACCAAGUACAAGAUGCCUGCAAAGUUUGGGCCCGAUCGGAUACUUGCAAGUGGGUCAAAAGUCCAGGCCUCGAAAAGCCUGGUCCGGCCUGUUGGCCAGCCCUGAAAAUAAUUGUACUUUUCCCGAAUUUUGCAUUUUUCAGAUUCGUAACACCCGCCCGGCGGCUCCUUCGGCUUUUUCGGCACCUCCAGCACCUAAUAGCUCUGUUUCGAAUACCGGAAAUUUGUUGUAAGUAUUUUAGAAUAUUUUCAGAAAAAAGUAAUUUUUGCUUCAUUUUCAGAGACUUCUAA